This is a messenger RNA of Catharus ustulatus (Swainson's thrush), 2098 nucleotides long. RefSeq names its product proline-rich protein 5-like. The record is from RefSeq and is a predicted model, not a curated record. Gene Ontology annotation, biological process: TORC2 signaling. Gene Ontology annotation, cellular component: TORC2 complex. The transcript has 8 exons. NCBI's taxonomy places the organism in Eukaryota, Metazoa, Chordata, Aves, Passeriformes, Turdidae. Bases 278 to 1519 code for a protein of 413 amino acids.
AGCCAGAAGUUCGACUUAUUUUUUGAAAGGACUGGAGAAAUUAUUAACCACAGUUGAUGACGUCAGAGUUGAUCUGAUUAAAGGUUUGUUUUCUUGCUGGCAGAGGUGUGCUCCGUAGAGACUGGUUCUCUCUUCUUUUUCUUUUAAGUUUCUUUUUUGAACAGCAAACGGAGGGAACUGCUCGCACUGCUGCUGCUGCCGCUGCUCCAGCUGCGUGUGUGUGUGUGUAAACAGGAUGGUGUAUCUGUAGCUGCCACACGCAAACACACAUUUGACCAUGAGGACUCUUCGCAGGUUGAAGUUCAUGAGUUCGCCCAGCCUCAGUGAUCUGGGCAAGAGAGAGCAGGCAGCCUUGGAUGAGCGGGGGACCCAGCAGCGCCGGGCCUGCUCCAACGCUACCUGGAACAGUAUCCACAAUGGAGUGAUAGCGGUAUUCCAGCGUAAGGGUCUCCCAGACCAUGAACUUUACAACCUCAAUGAAGGAGUCAGGCAAUUACUGAAAACAGAACUGGGAUCAUUUUUCACUGAGUAUCUGCAGAAUCAACUGCUCACAAAAGGCAUGGUGAUCCUAAGGGACAAGAUCCGGUUUUAUGAAGGGCAGAAACUACUGGAUACCUUAGCUGAAACCUGGGAUUUUUUCUUCAGUGAUGUCCUGCCCAUGCUGCAAGCUAUUUUCUAUCCUGUGCAGGGAAAGGAACCCUCGGUUCGGCAAUUGGCUCUUCUGCAUUUUAGGAAUAUAAUUACCCUCAAUAUAAAAUUGGAAGAUGCAUUAUCCCGUUCCAGAGCCAGAGUUCCACCAUCUAUUAUUCAGAUGCUGUUAAUACUUCAGGGGGUUCAUGAGUCAAAAGGUGUGACUGAAGACUAUUUGAAACUGGAAUCCCUGAUCCAGAAAGUUGUUUCUCCUUACUUGGGCACGUAUGGUUUGUAUUCCAGUGACGGACCCUUCACGCACUCUGCCUGUAUUUUGGAGAAGCGGUUCUUCAGACGUUCCAAGUCGGGUGACAUCCUUGCCAAGAAUCCUGUGGUGAGAUCAAAGAGCUACAACAAUCCACUACUGACACCAGUGGCUGAGUAUGAAACUGAGAGCAUAGCUGCCAACGGAACCGGCAUCCGAAGGCACUCUGUCUCAGAAAUGACCUCCUGCCUGGAGCUCCAGGGGUACUCCAACCUCACCACCAUCAUGGACAGCGGUUCCAAAAGCUCCAUGACAACAAUGAAAAGCUCACUGCCAGGGGACCAGGAGAGGCCCAGCACUGGGUCAGUGCAGUGCUCCAGCAAGCUCAGCACAGCUGAGCAACAGAAAGGACUCUUCCACUCAGUUGGCAACCCACACAGGUCUUUUGAGCUAGACAGAGACACUUCCUUACUUCCAGUUCCCUCUUCCAGUCCUGAGAACAUAGUGGAUCAGAUUUUGGAGUCGAUCGACUCUGAUUCUGAAGGCAUUUUCAUUGAUUUUGGCCGAGGCUGUUCCAAUUCAUCAGCAUACGAUGUGGAUGUGAACAGACAGAGCAUUGUAUGAAGGAUAUUAGGAGACAAACUGUGGGGUUUAGUAUUAUAUAUGAAAGUUACUAAGGAAGUGAGUUGGACUAUGAGCAAGCUGUCGAUGCCUGGGCAGAACCUUGGCCAGGCCAUCAUAGCUGUACUGAACAAAUACAAGUUUAUAUCAGGUGGGAAUCUGCUGAGGGGAAAGCAACUCCAACCACUUUUCCCUAUCCCUGCAGAUGGAGUUCCUAUUUCUUUAUAAACUUUGGGGUUCACAAAUUCACAAGUGUCUGGUAAGACGCUAUUAGUCCAGCUCACAGUGUUUGUUCAGGAAAACAGCUCAGCAAACAGCUGUACUCACUUCUAAUUUUCUAAAGAGAUUUCCUGCAGAUGAUGGGUUGUUCUCUGAGCUGUAACACCUCAGCCAGAGUAGAAACAUAUCCUUUUAAAAACAAACAAACAAAUACAAAAGACUGUGGUCUUUCAUGCCACAGAAUACGAUAAAGAAGUUUCUUUUAAUCUUUUUCUUGUACAUCCUGUAUGCACUCCUUUGCCUAAUGGUGAGUUAGAGUUCUUGAAGAAAGGCAAAUAAACAGAAAUAUGCUUCCUGAUGUCA